AUUACUAUUUACUAUACUGAAAAUUAGACAAAACCUGAUAAAUUGAUUUGAUUGGUCCAGCGGGAAGUUCAAAAUUAUUUCCUUAACUUGCAAAACCACGUAAAAGAUGGGUAACAGUAAUGGACAUGAAGCAGUGAGUGUGACAACACCUAAAUGUGACAAUAACAGGAGUAGAAUAUUAUCUCUAGAUCCACGGUCACCAUCUGAGGAGAUCUCUAGAACACCUAUUGUAGUGAACAAAACUCCAGAGGGAGCAUUGCAUGACCCUCUUGACCCCAGAUCCCCUACUGUUGGUAUAGAUCGCACACCACUAGCACCUCUUCAAACUGCAAAAACAGUUCCAGUACAGAAGGUGAAUGUUGAAAUGUCAGUAGAAGAUAAAGUAGAUCAUGAUGAUGAAACAGAGAAAGAUCCACUGUGUGAAUGUGAAGAUGAUUCUCAUGUACAACACUUACCUGAUACAUUAGGUGUUACAGGUAUUGAGGAUAUCUCACUCGAAGACUUUCCAAACUGCGAGUCAACUCGAUUGGUACCUGAUGAACAGAUGAUGCUUGAUAUGACAGAUAAGGUCAGACUGAAGAAGAAAAAAACAAAAGCAGCUCAGCCAAAAGAGUUGUUCCCAGUGAAAAAUGCCGGAAAUACUAAAGAGAAUACUCGUUCCCCAUUAUCAACACGUAUCAUUGAUAUGAACUCUCCAGCUAAACUUGUACAGAGAAAACAAAUCAAAGACUUGGAUAAGAAAAUGACCUGUUCACAGGAGAACUCGUUGUCAAGGUUUAUUGUUAGAGAUAAAGAGAACAUGUGACUUUAUGUAUGACAUUUUCACCUAGAUCUGUGUUCAUUCUGUUUCUCUUAAAUAUUCUACACCUAUAUUUCUUUAUCUGUUCCAUGUUGUGACCUUAUUAUCAAUGACAGGUGGUGACUUAUAUUAAAGAAAUAAUUUAAAACUAUUUGAUAAGAUUGUUUGUAUCUGUGGGUUAUUUUGCAGAUUUUAACUGGUACCAUGACUUUUGAGAAUUUUUUUCACUUGAAUGUUGUAUCACCAAGUACAUGUGUAUGAAAUUUCUAGGAUACAGUUUUAUGUAUAACUAACAAUAUAAUAUUAUCACAUAGACCAUGAUGUGGGUGUGUAAUAAAGUAAAUAAAUCCUUUGAUAAAAAACAAUAUUACACCGUCAUUUGCAUUAUAUACAAAGAUGGCAUUUAAAUGUACUGAUGUUAGUGUUACACUAUAAACCAUUCUUAUUUUAGAUAUGUGAUAAAUAUAAUAUUAUAUUUGUGUAGAUUCAAUAAUAAAUUUAUUGAACUGGUUGAGAAAACCAAUGUCAUGCUUGCCAGAGGCUUGCAUGAUAAUAAUAUGAUUUUGUUCAACUCAUUCAAUAGCUUUAGUAUUAAAUCUUCAUUAAUUCAAUAUCCUCACAUCUUACUGAGAGUACUAUAUUGAAAUGUUUACCAGAAGUAAAUGUUGUGAACAGAGGCAUUAGCCGAAGUGGACAUUAUUUUGUGUGAAUAUUUUGUUCUAUCACCCUCAGUAAAUUGUGACAAAUAUUUUAAUGUAACAAACAAAUCACUAUUUAAAUUAGACAUCUUAAACAUAACUACAACCCUCACCCUGUAUCCACCUGAGGGCAGUUUAGCAAUGUGAGUAAACCGACAAGUGAUGUUGCCAUGUGACAUAAUGAUAUAGCAUAUAAGGCUAUAUAGUAAAUAAAUCUUGUGAGAUAUAAAAGUAUGUAUUGUUUUCCUGAGAUAACAUAGAAAAUUUCUGGUAUUUCUGAAAUUGACUACACAUGACACACAUCACACGGCCUACUAUAGUUUCAAUGUUAUAUAACAGUUUAUAUAUUACACAGAGGGUAUUAAUUUAUUUCAUUGUUAGAAUGUACAUCACCUUAUGAACACCAAUGUAAUAUUUUUAUUAAUGGCAAAGCUACAACUGCAAAAUGAACAGUGGUUAUUCAUAUGUAAUAUAUAUAAUUUGAUGUUAAACAAACUGUUUUUCUAUUUAUCUCAUUUUUUUAAAGGUUUUGGUGAAACUUUCCUAUUUUUAAUCAAGUUUUCUAUAAAGGAAAGAAAAAUUGUUAUUAGAUUUGUUAAUGUCACAGGAGUUAACAAUUUCUUUUGUGGGCAGGUUCUAUAUUUCUAAACUGAUUUCAACCAAACUUUCAUAGAACUAUUGUCAUCAAGUGCCCUGGUGCAUAUCAUCAGUGCCUUGUGAUCUAAUUUAUGACCCUAUGUUUUUUUAUUUUCAUGAUAUGAUAAUGUAAUAAGCAUACAGAAAUAUGCUUUUGAAUGUACAACUACUAUCUCUCAACUGAUUUCAACAAAUUUUUCAUAGCAAUAUAUAUCACCAAGUGCCCUGGAGCACAUCAUCAGUGCUUAGUGGUUUAAUUUUUUUGUGCAAAAUUAUGAUCUAUGGUAAUUUGUUUCCAUUAUGUAAGUAAUAUAUGAAUACUCUACUAUGCAUAGGGCAUGUGAUAUUUCUGAGAGGAUUAACCUAUAAUCUUUGGUGGAAUUCCUGGUUUUUGACAAUUUCUUAUACUUUGUUUUUCCUUUGACAUAAUGAACUCUUACUUUUGAUGUGAUGUUUGUAUGUAGAAUUUCUCUUAUUUUGUUCUAAUUUAACAAAAAGUGUGCAAAUAGUUGUGUGUUUGCUGUGACAUAUACAGAGAUCUGCAGAUAAUUUGAAAGUACUUGGCCCUGGACCUACUUGGUCUGAAAAUGAUGGGCCAUUUUGACCAAAGUAUGGGCCUUGGGAAAAUAAGUAAACAUUGACCUAAAUGCGCCCUUUGCUGCCGAUUUUCCUGCGACAUUCUCAUUUUUGUAGCGCCAAUGGCUCAAAAUCGCGUCCUCGGCAAGAUCUCUGCAUAUAUUUUUUAUUUAAAUUCUUAUUCAUGUAUUACGUAUGAUAUUAAACAGUUAUGGUGUUGUUUAUAAAAAAUUUCAGUUGAGAAAAGUUGAUAGGUGUCUAUUUAUAGAAAUUAUUUGAUCACUAUUUGUAGUAACUAUAAACAUGCCAUAUUAUUUUCAUUAUCUAGACUUGUUUCGUGAUAGUAUAAUUAGGAACAACAACUUGUGACAGGUCUUGAAGUUGUGGUAUCAUUUAUAUAUAUAUAUCUAUAUAUAUUAGAAAACUUAUUUCAUAUUGUAAUGACAAUAAUCAGGUUUUGUACUCCAGUUAAAAUGAAUAAAUCUUUGUUUUCAUGAUACGAGUAUAUUUUGUAAAUAGUGUAUACAGUGUUUAAAAAGGAAAUAAAAAAUCCAACAUUA
Ruditapes philippinarum (Manila clam) is the source of this 3269-nucleotide messenger RNA. RefSeq names its product cell division cycle-associated protein 3-like. The transcript has 4 exons. The record is from RefSeq and is a predicted model, not a curated record. Lineage: Eukaryota; Metazoa; Mollusca; Bivalvia; Venerida; Veneridae. The coding region runs from base 107 to 805 and encodes 232 amino acids.